This is a messenger RNA of Hippocampus zosterae (dwarf seahorse), 3294 nucleotides long. RefSeq names its product transmembrane protein 25. Gene Ontology annotation, biological process: negative regulation of excitatory postsynaptic potential. Bases 567 to 1709 code for a protein of 380 amino acids. The record is from RefSeq and is a predicted model, not a curated record. Lineage: Eukaryota; Metazoa; Chordata; Actinopteri; Syngnathiformes; Syngnathidae. The transcript is spliced from 16 exons.
AAUGGAGCACCGAAAAAGUGAGGAGCGUGCAUUAGUGCUCAGCUUUAACAAGGAUGCUGAUGUUCCCUAAUAAGAUUAAGAUUACAAAGAUAUGGGUUAUAUUCUUUUUCCCCCUACCACAGUUCCACCUUAGACCUUUUCUCCCCACUCCCAGAGUAUGCUCUUGAGCAUUCAUUCAUUCCUCCUCUUCUCGUUCAUUCUCUCAUCCUCUCAGCUGCUUGAAUCUCUUCACUCUCCCUCCCACUCUCGCCUCCUCUUAGUGGCAGCGGCGUGACUCCCUGAGGCAGCUACCUUGACCGGUUAGUCAAUGCAGCUACUGGAGGUGCCAUAUCCUGCAGAGAAACGUGUAUGUGUGUGUGUGUGUCUGUGUUUGUUUGUGUGUGUGUGUGUGUGUGUGUACGUGUGACUACGAGUGGACACAGAUGGGAGGGUGACUGAGUCAGAAUGGCUGCCUUCCUCUCAUCAUCGCCAUCCUUCGCUCCUCUGCAGCCAUGGAGCUCCGGCAGGCGGAAUCGCAGCAGAGUCUGUGGAAAGCGCUGAGGUAGACGUGUGUAUGUUUUUGUAGGAUGGAUAGCGUGUACAAGAGAAGGUGGUCAUCAGGCACGCAGGCCGUGGUGUUUCUUCACACACUGGCCUUAUCCUGGGCAGGUGCUGUUGAACCUGCCCCCAAAAUUGACGGACAUCGUCAGACGGUGAUGACAUUAAGAGAAAACAUGAUACACAGGUUCAACUGUCAUUCCGACGGCUGGCACACCCGUGCACCCACUUUGCUAACCUGGUACCUGAACGGUGAGCAGCAGAGGUCGCGAUCUGCCAAAGGAAGUCGGGGGAUGACACCCCAUAAAGACUCUGAGGUCACGAGACUGAGAGCCAAUAACAACAGCACAUUCUCCCUGCGGGCCAGAAAGUGGGACAGAGAGCUGGUGUGUGUGGCACUCAACCCCAAAUCAGGCGAGAGCCACAAUGCCACAGUCACACUCAAUGUCCAAUUUCAGCCUGAGAUCGUCAGGGUCAGCGCACACUCCAGUGAAACCUCAGACCCCGGCCUUUUGUUAGUCCUCUUUGCACUGGUUCAGUCCAACCCGCCUGCCACCUUCACCUUGGCCGACCAGUCUGGCCUACUGGUGGCUAACACUUCGGACAUCUUCAUCCUCGACUCGCACAGCUACCCCUGGUUGACCAAUCACACAAUGAGAGUCACUCUCAGUAGCCUCUCAGGAAAUAUCUCACUGAACGCCAGCAACAGUGUGGGCACAGCGCAAAGUAACAUCACGCUGGCAGAGUUUCUGCAAUCUCGUGUGGAAGUGCCGAUGCUAGGAAUCGUGACCGGAGGCUCCAUGGCCUUCAUGGCCCUUCUCAUUCUCAGUCUGAUAGUCCUCUGCCUCAUGCAAAAACCAACGAGCAAAUCCAUUGAUGAGACGGCGGAGAUUCUAAUGACUGAGAAAAGUGACUCAACCAACCUCAAAACAGAGAGAACUUACAUCCCCAGAGAGAACAUGUCUCUUCCUUCUAAUAUGCAGCUCAAUGACCUCAGCGCUUUGAAAAAAGCGCGAGAGAACACCCAGCAUGUCAUUGGGAGAGAGAAGAAGACAGAUGAGGAGGAUGAAGAUCUGUCCUUAGCCUAUGCUGCCAGAGGCUUUGCCAGAUAUCCAAUGGUGGGCUACAUCUACAAGGUGAAUAGCACAAGCAGUGAGGAGAUCUGGCUCUGACUUAUCUCAAAGGCACCUCGCAAGUUAUACAGCUGCAUGCGUGACUAUUUGAACAGAGACUCUGCGGCAUUUGUCACUUCAACAUGUUGGUUCCAAAUCUGUCGUUGGAUCACACAAGCUAUCGCUGCUUCAACAGUUGUAUUGAUAAAAUGUGCGUGACCUCCAAAACUAAAGUGUUGCUGUCCCACCUGUAAGCAUAUGCUCAUAGUGUUCUCUUUUCAAAUGGAGCCCCUAUAAGGUGACAUGGAAGAAGAAAAAAAAAACAACGUUCCCUGGCAGAUAAUGCUUUUUUAAAAUGCGCGAUGCGCGUUUAUGUACGGUACUUCAUGGUUAGUUUGGCUACUGUGGCCUUCAAGAACAGAUUUUAUGUUGUUUUUAUUUUAAGCCAAUUUCAAAGUAAAAUUCAAUUAAAAUUGCCCACGGGUAAAAACGCUCAAUAUUUGUCGCUUUUGUUUACUCAAAAGAUAACUCGGAAGUACGUAAACUGGCAUAAAAAAGCGUUUGCAUGCAAAAAAAAAAAAAAAACUAAAAAAAAACGUGUUAUCUCGCAAUCUCUUUGCGAGAUAACACCGAGCCCCCCCACCCCCUCCCUUCAUGCCACCUUAGGGCGGACUGCGUACUUUCCUGUUAUUUAAAAUAGAAUGCCUUUAUUCUGCUAUGCACACUCCAGAAUCUCUCAGAUGACAUCCUGUGUAUGAGAUUUUACAAAUGAAUUUGAUGCAAAAAUGUAUUUACAUGUAAAUGAUGUCGAAGUUUACCUAUAAAUGUGUAUUUGUAUGUGUAUUCACAUGAAGAUCGCACUGAAUAAAGUCAACCUCAAGACAGAGACAAGAAAAAGCGACAGCACCGGGAGCACGAAUGAUCUACAUUUUAUGCACAACUCCAAUGACGCAAUGAAAAACUACAAAGUUUUAUCUUCUUUUCUGGUUGUUUGGAUGCUGACUGAGUUUGGGUGCUGUGACGAAGGUACAGUUCAUCCAAGGACAUUGAAGUGAAACGUGGACCUGCAGAAAUUUCUAUUUCAUGUGGCGUAAAAAAAUUUGUGUCAAAAGAUGGCAAGAGAGUCGAGUUUCCUUUAAAAUACAACGAUGACAACUCUGGAGAGUACAAAUGUGUGGAUGAAGCGGGACAACCAUAUGGACCUAAAAUAUUUGUGAAGUUCAGAUCCUGUGAUAACUGCGUGGAGCUCGACCUUGUGUCCAUAUCGGGUCUAGCAGUCGGAGAUUUAAUAGCUACCAUUGUAUCUCGUCGCAUCACAGACUCAUGCCUCUGUUAUGGCCUCUCCACACAGAAGCACUAACAGAAAACAUCUUAAUCCAAAUGAGACACAGAAGAGUGUCCCAAAUGAUGGCUACCAGGAGCUGAGAUACAAAGAUGGUCGCAGAGAAAUAUAUGAUACCUUCUUGGACAAAUGACAGCCUGCUGGCCUACUCUCAGAAAAUAUAGUGUGGCCACGGAAGUCAAAGAAAAUUUGUUCCUGAGCACAGCUUUAUAAAAGUGUCUCUUUUUCCACCCUAUAUCACACAGUUUCACAUCUAUCUUUGCUUUUCCUGUAUAUCGUGAUGGUAAUAAACACAACAGACAC